Messenger RNA from Cuscuta epithymum, 1301 nucleotides. The record is from the annotation of a GenBank genome assembly. NCBI's taxonomy places the organism in Eukaryota, Viridiplantae, Streptophyta, Magnoliopsida, Solanales, Convolvulaceae.
AUCAGGAAAUUUGCAGCUUGCUGAAGAACUACUAACCCAAAUGCUUCAAAGGGGUUUGAAUCCUGACGCUUUCACCUUUUCUAUACUAAUAAGUAGGUUUUCAAACCUAGGACAGAUUGAGGUGGCUAAGAAAUUGUUUGACAAAAUGGUUGCAUCUGGCCUCACACCCAGCAUCCAUGUAUAUGAUUCUUUACUCAAGGGAUUUAGUCUUAAAGGCGAACCAGAUGAAAUUAUUCAUAUGCUUCACCAAAUGGCUGCUAAAGGAAUUGUUUUAGACUCUAAAAUCACUUCAACUAUUUUAAGAUGUAUUUGUGACAUGUCUGAAGAUCUCGAUUUGGCAGAGCUUCUUCCAAAGUUUGCUGAGCAACAAUCAAAAGAAAUAUGUGUUCCAUGUGAUGCGUUACUGAUAAAGAUCCAAAAGAGUCUUCACAAGCGUCAGACAUGUUCAGCUUGAUUCUCAGACUUCAGUCACUUGUUCGCCAUAUGCUCUGCCGCAACAUUGGUGGCGAUGUUGAAAGCUAACCCUUGUGCUCAGGAAUCUGGUUCUAUUUGUCUGCUGUUUGAUUCAGUAGUCUUGAUGCUGCAGUUUUGUGGGUACAGCCUACUAUUCUUUGCUCAUAUGUUUGGACAUUUUCAAUGUGGAUCAUUGGGUUAAUUUGGAUUAACAAAGAUGGCCUAGAUCAGAUCUUCAUUAAUUCUUCACCAUCUACAAGCAUAUAAACUGCAUCAACACACAACCAGGGGAACCUUAGACUUAUCCAAAGUCUGAGCUAUGUCAGCUUGUCCCAAUGCAAGCAUAAAACUGUGACAAGCCGAACAAGGCCUGACAUAAACUGAGUGAGAUACAACAACAACAACAUUACCCUAGUGCCGCAAAGGCUCCAGCCAACUGUGGGGUAGGGGGUCAGAUGUAUGCAGUCUUACCCCUGUACUAAAACAGAGAGAAUGUUUAUGGAUGACCCUUGAUGAAAAUCGCGUAGAAAAUUGCAUUGUUGAUUACUGCUUCAUAACAAACAAGCGUAGACAUUUAGUGAGUCAUUCUACUUUAUUCCAUCAUAAUCCCAAGCCAAAAAAAUAGCGAGUCUUUGACUCCAGUGGAAAUGAUGGAAAAACAUAAACUGGGUGAGAUGUAGUUAUUAAAAUCUUUGAUUAAAUCUUUGAACUUGUAUGUAUUUGACUAGUAUGGUCUCCUUUUUAGUAACCAGUAUGUGUACCCGUGCGUCGCACGGUAAUUUUGUUUGUGUGUGUGGUAAUUUUGACUGGAUCGGUUGAAUUGAAUCAAUAUGGUUAAUUGCGGAAAA